Messenger RNA from Closterium sp. Yama58-4, 3201 nucleotides. NCBI's taxonomy places the organism in Eukaryota, Viridiplantae, Streptophyta, Zygnematophyceae, Desmidiales, Closteriaceae. The record is from the annotation of a GenBank genome assembly.
AUGGAGGCUCGCUCGAAUACGCACUGUAGGACAGUAGCCGAGAGACGAGCCCUACUUCGUCUACAGCUCCUCGGAAACGCGCCGCUCGAAGACACUGAGGAACAAUACGGAAAUGGCCCUGGAGUAUGGGAGGGAGAGUCUCCAGGAGAUUAUGUGGCGCCCAUAGGCAACGGAACCGGAUCAGCGCUUGGACACGCGGGGUACCUGGACGCAGAAACGGAGAGAGGGGAUUGGGGGUUUUUGGACGAUGGGCGUGAUGCUGAACAGGGUGACGCAUCGACUGAUGCGGAUGAGACACAAGAUGGCGCAGCGAAUGGUGUGACUAAGGACGCCGAUGUGGAAGAUGGCGGGACGUUGGACACGUCGGAGGAGGAGGAGACCAAGGACGGGAACUUGGUGGCCCCGCCAGUGGUAGCAGAGACAGAUCAUGGGAAACACGCGGUGGCGUCCAACAUGGCUGAACGUGGACAGAAAGUUCAUGGCGCGGACGCGGCAGAGGAUGCGAAGACCGAGGCACCACAGCAUGUGGUGUCGUUAACCCACGCCAGGAGCGCGGCCGGGAAAAAGGCGGAACCCACCCAUGACGAUGUCGCCGCGGGAGUAAAGGCCUCAGUCGCAGGCAUGGUGGAAGAGACUCGAGACGGCACAGCGGAGGAGAGGCGGGGAAUGGCGCCCAUAAACGCGGAAGUUGUUGGAGAGGUCGCGGGAGCCGAGGGUGACUCGAAGACAGGGAGCGCACCAGCGGCCGCAGGGCACGCGGAACGUGUGGCGGCGGCGCCGUUUGCGGCGAAUGCGAAACCUUCGUGCAUUGUUAAAGCUGAAGAACUUGCGUCGCCUUCAACUACCUUGAAGCUGGAGGGGGGUCUUGCAGCAGUCGAUGAUGCCGUGAAACGUACAAGCGAGACCCAUGCAAGCCCGUCUGGGGCAGCAAGCAACUCCAGGCAUGUGUCAUCUGGGCCCGCUCCAUCCAUCAGUGGCUCACCAGCUAAUGCUAGAGGGGACGCCUAUAGUGAGUGUAGCGAGGAAAGGGCGGAUGUGGAGGAGGCACAAGAGACAGACAGCGCGUCGAAUGCGGCUGGAUCGGACCAGUCAGGAGAGUCCGACCUGGAGGUAGACAUUUGUGCGCAGCUCGCGCACAUCGCCCGCAAGUAUAACCUUCCUAACGAGGCCAUAACCGACAUCAUACAGUUGUUUAAGGCUCGGAACUGGUCACCGAACGACUUGGAUACGUGGGAGACCCAUCGAGACCUAGAACAGUGGGAGGAUGAGAAGGAGGAGAAGGUGGACGGAGUGACGGUGCACCGCAAUGCGUCUGGAUGCAAAUGGUUUAAGGAAGCAACGGGAGCUAUGGAUGGACAGGGGAUCGUGGCCGGCGUGAUACUGUUCAGUGAUGUGACUCAUCUGAGCUUCAAUGGGCGUCGUACGACGCAUCCCCUCCAGUUCACAUUGUUGAACAUCCCCGAGGCGUUGCGUUGGACCCUUGGAGCUACCGAGCUUAUUGCCAUCUUUCCACCCAUGCCAGCGGAAUUGUCGGCCGAGCAGAAAGCGGAGGUGAUGCAAGCGAUGCUGCGGGUAGUUGUAGGGCCCCUCAUGGCAUUCGCGAGUCGGGACAGUGGCGGCCUCACUGUGAGAAACGCUGAUGGCGUGGAGAUGACGGUGCACCCGUUGCUAGCAGACUACGUCUGUGAUCACCCGGAGUCAUCAACUGUCACAUGCACGAUGGCUGCGACGGCUUUGCAGCCCUGCUCAUUGUGCAAUGUGGGCUGGUGGGAUUUGAGGAAUGUUACAGAAACCUUCCCACCACGGACAGUAGAAGGGCAGCGACAGGUGUUUGAGCUGAUGCAGCAGAGCACUCCCGAGGAGCGUGAAAUCGCAAAGACGGCAUUCUCCACACACUACGUCGCGUGUGCACUUUGGGACUGGGCGUUCCUCGAUACGCCAUGGGGUAAUAUGUACGAGGCUAUUGGCAUCUGCAUUUUACACGUGGUGGACGAGGGUCUAUGGGUGCACACAAUGAAGUGCAUACUUGGCAGACUUACACCCACGUUACGCGCCGAGCUGUUGAGGUGUGAGGGGCUGGUGGUACGCAUGGGAGUGUGGCGUUGCCGGGCUGUGCUUGUGGACACACCGGCGUCGGUGCUGAGAGCUCCAGACCCCUCGUACUACUUCCGCACUGUGGCACAGUAUGCGGCAUGGGAACACCGUGCGAUGAUGCAGAUCGUUCCCCUAAUCGCCCACCUCCCCGGGUAUGAGGACAUCGGUGAGGCUACUGUUAUGUUCAAUGAAUGGUACAAAGCCUUCUUCUGCGUGGAGUAUCACACGGAGCAGUCCCUUGCGGACAUGGUCACCAUGACAGCAAGGCUCAUUGAUAAGCUGGUGGUCGUGUUUCCGAACCAGAAGUCGGUCAUUCUCAUCGUGAAGGUACACGAGCUGUCCCACCUCCCAACCGCUAUCCUGACGCGAGGCAUGCCGAUUGAGUACUCUACCAACAUGUACGAGGCAAAGCAUAAGUCGUCUGUGAAGCGUCACGCGAAGAACACUAACUGGAAGGAUGUCAGCCGCGACAUAACAGUGAGGCAUUCGCGGGAGGCCGCGAUCCGCGGGCUGGUGCGAGCCGAGGGUGGCACCAGAGUCUACGAGACCGCCAUGCGCUUGGCGGUCGAGCACAACAUCCGGGUCCUCACCAAACGAAGCCGUCGCAUGGAAGUGAAUGUCAAGAUGGAUCCGGUGUGGUCGGAGUACAGCGAGGCUCUUGGUUUUGAAGUCAUGGCAAGAGCGGUGGCGGUGAUGAGAGCAGUCGGCGUCGUGGCAGAUACGGUGCAGGUGCACACGGCGCUGGCCAUCCCACCGCACGACUGCAUGGAUCGAGGCGACAAGGGCCAGAUAAUCAAGGCGUCGCCGUCGGAGCAGAAGUUCAGCCAUGUGCAGAUAGAAGGGGAGGGUGAUCAGGUUUGGUACGGACGAUGCCUCAUGCUCUUUCACUUCACCGAUGCUACACAGCAGGUAGUGCGGCGCGCACUCGUCAAGUACUACACCGAGCUGGAGAGUGUGUGUCCUGUCACAGGGUGCCGACGUCUGCGGCUCACCACCGGGAGAGAUGAUUACGCGGUGUUAGAGGUGGACAGCAUUCUGGGUCUGGCACACAUCGUUCCCAGUUUCACACAGCCAGAAAUAUACCUUGUGAACAGGUUUCUGUUCUAG